Molecule: messenger RNA, 105 nt
Organism: Colletotrichum orchidophilum
Lineage: Eukaryota; Fungi; Ascomycota; Sordariomycetes; Glomerellales; Glomerellaceae
Exons: 1
Coding region: 1-105 (34 amino acids)
Source: RefSeq, a predicted model, not a curated record
AUGCGCGGUUGGUCCAUCAGGCCAAGUCCUUCUGGCACGGCCAUUUUGCCAAGUGAAUUUGGACCGAAUGCACGUGUCACCUCGUCUCAACUUGCUACAGCUUGA